AUGGUCCUUCCAUUUUUGGUUCCCCUCCCAAUUGCUGAUUCCGCCUUCCCUAGCGACCCCUCCUCCGCUUUCCCCGCCACCGACGACGAGGGCGAGGAUGAGGAUCCGGAGGAGCUAGAGGUUGAAGCCAUAGAACAAAACGAUACCAAAAGGCGUACAGUGGAGGAACAACGCCAAGAUCAAGGAACAUCAGUUAGGCCUGAAAAAAUUCCCACUGGUGCAUCUAAAAAUGUUCAGGUCGGGGCAUGUCCACAUCUUGGAUAUAUAAAUGGACUUUGCUAUACAUGUGGCAAUCCACAAGACGAGGAAGAUGUUUCAGGAGUUGCUUUAGAUUACAUCCACAAGGGCUUGAAGCUAGGUACCUCAGAAAUUGACAGACUUCGUUGUGCUGAUUUGAAGAAUCUGUUGCGUGAAAGAAAAUUAGUACUCAUUUUGGACUUGGAUCACACACGGAUCAACUCGACCAAACUCCAAAAUAUUUCUUCUGCUGAAAAAGAUUUGGGUAUUCAAACUGCUGCUUCAAAAGAUGAUCCAAACAGAAGCAUCUUUGCACUAGAAUCAAUGCAGUUGCUCACAAAGUUGAGACCAUUUGUCCGAGAAUUUCUGAAAGAAGCAAGCAAUAUGUUUGAGAUAUUGCACCAGAAAGGUCUUGAUGUGAUUCUUGGAGCUGAAAGUGUUGCAGUGAUUCUUGAUGACACUGAGUUUGUAUGGAAGAAGCAUAAAGAGAACCUGAUUCUGAUGGAGAGAGAUCAUUUCUUUGCUUCAAGCUGCCGUGAAUUUGGUUUUGGUGUUAGGUCUUUGUCAGAAUCGAUGCAAGAUGAAAGGGAGAGUGAUGGUGCUUUGGCUACCGUUUUAGAUGUCUUGAAGCGCAUACACACGAUUUUCUUUGACAUGGCUGUUGAAACUGAUCUUUCUUCACGGGAUGUAAGACAGGUGAUCAAGGCGGUACGAAAGGAAAUACUGCAAGAUGUGGAUUCCAGUGUCACCCAUGUUGUAACUGUGGAUCUGGGAACAGAGAAGGCCCGUUGGGGUGUUGGCAACAAGAAGUUCUUGGUCCACCCACGCUGGAUUGAAGCAGCAAAUUUCCGGUGGCAUAGGCAACCGGAGGAAGAUUUUCCUGUCACUGCCCCGAAGGAAAAGAGCGGAGAGAAAGGUAAUGCUGUGGCUGGCAAGAAGGAAACGAGCAAGGAUAAGGAGAAUGCUGCAGCUGGACAGAAGGAAACGAGGAAGGACAAAGAAGAAAAUGAUGUGUCUAGCCAGAAGGAAACGAGGAACGAUGAAAGAAAUGUAGCCGGUCAGGAGAAAGAUGAUGCCAAAGAAAACGUUGUGGCCACAUCUACAACAGGCCCUGCUGACUCGUAA
Miscanthus lutarioriparius is the source of this 1362-nucleotide messenger RNA. Lineage: Eukaryota; Viridiplantae; Streptophyta; Magnoliopsida; Poales; Poaceae. The record is from the annotation of a GenBank genome assembly.